Caenorhabditis remanei is the source of this 897-nucleotide messenger RNA. RefSeq lists its product as uncharacterized. The record is from RefSeq and is a predicted model, not a curated record. Lineage: Eukaryota; Metazoa; Nematoda; Chromadorea; Rhabditida; Rhabditidae. The coding region runs from base 1 to 897 and encodes 298 amino acids. The transcript has 6 exons.
AUGAAUCAAAACUAUAGAUUUCUUGCUGUUCUAUUGUCAUGCUUUGUUAUUUUAUACUUUAUGUUCAAUCACCUUGGAAAGAAGAAAGAAAUUUCCGAAACCUCAAUCUUCAAUGAUCCACAAUUUAAUUCAAUGGCCACAAUACGAAAUGAAUUCGAAUCGCCACAAUCCUUUCUACAGACUCAAUUCUACUCACUUGAGCAGAAAAAUCUACGGAAAGAAGCUCUUAAACGAGUAGAAGAAGAUAGGAAAGGACUGUUGAAAGCUGCAAAUGGAACAGAUCAUAAAGCAUUCUACAAAGCAGUAAAACCAGAAGUAUUCUGUGAGAAAAAUGAGAGAAUUGGGUACAAAGGAGACGGAGGAAAACAAGUUUGUAAUGCUGGAGCCGUCAAGAAGGAGGAUUGCACACUCCUCUCCCUCGGUCUUCAUAACCAAAUCGACUAUGACCUGGCAAUUUUCAAGGCAACCGGACGACACUGCAAGCUGUUGGGGGCUGAUAUGAACUCUCAAAACGCCAAAACGCAAAAAUCCUAUGAAGAGAUGGGAGGAGAGAUAUUUGUUGGGAAGAUUCCAGCUAACCUGACCAUCCCAGAAAUGCUGGAAAAGACUGGAAGAAGUGAAGUGGAAUUGUUAAAGAUUGAUAUCGAGGGAGGAGAAGUGGAUGGACUGGAACCUUUGAUUAGGGAUUAUUAUGUUUGUCAGAUUUUCAUCGAACUCCAUGGAAAGAAACCAAUCGAACACUUGACAAUGCUCCGAAUGAUGUCUAGAUACGGAUUCCGUCUAUUCAACAUCGAACCGAAUCCCUACUGUAAAAAAUGUUGUGAAUACAGUCUGAUCAAUGAGUUGUGUAUGGUACAGUUUGGAGCAGUUCCAUUGGGUAUCACUAUUCCACACUAG